AUGUCAUCGUCACAAUACAAGCUAUCAUUUAUUGCAGGGGAGAAAUACUUUACGUCAACUCCUACGAAUGAUUGGUCAUAUUCUGGAUAUCUCGAGGCCAUAGAGCCUUAUUUCAGUAACCGCGCUAAAAUAAGCACAUUGAAAUCGACGUGGAAGAAGCGUUUUAAUGACCAUCUGAGAGAUCUCGAAAAAGAUGAAAUUGAUGAGAGACGUGAAGUUGCAUCUGCUCUUAUUAGGACGUCUGUAGUUGUACCACUGGGAGCAGGUAGCGUCCCUGUUAAGUCCCGGAGUGAGGUAGCGUUCCUCGGUGCAAUGCAGAGUGCUGGUUAUACAUUCAUACCACUGGGAGCAGGUAGCGUCCCUGAUUCAAAUGCCACUGAAUUCUGGGACCAAUUUGAAAAGAAACGAGCUCUAAAACAACAACAG
Paraglomus brasilianum is the source of this 426-nucleotide messenger RNA. Lineage: Eukaryota; Fungi; Glomeromycota; Glomeromycetes; Paraglomerales; Paraglomeraceae. The record is from the annotation of a GenBank genome assembly.